UCAAAUGAUAACUACAGCAUUUUAAAUUAUUUUAUAAAAAGAAAAUAAGUUGAAAACUUCAAAUCAUAUUUAGGUUGUAUAGAAAAGUUAUUGGAAAAUUAUUUAUGAAAAUACGUGUUUAUAUCAAUUUGAGGUUAUGUUUAAAUUUCCAAUAGCAUACAAUAAUUAAUAAAAAUGCUUCUAAAAUAUUUAAUGGGACGGUUAUAUCACCGUAAAAAAAUUUACCUCGUAGUUAAUGAAAGGUAUUACAAACCGAACUUUAAUACGAGAAAUUUCAGUGGUACAAAGUGCAUAGAAUCAUGUAACAAGAUACCCAAAUAUAGCUUUGAAUUACAGGCAAAGUUUUUGCAAACUACAACAUACUCAGUAUUCUUGCAACACAGAAAAUGGAUUUCCAAAGGAUUAUUAGGUGAUAUAUUUGUCAAAGAAAAUAGUGAGAUUAAAAGAGAUGUAACAAAUGUAAAUGAAAUUUUUAAACAACCCCGAGUGACAUUAAAUGAGCUUGCAGCAAAGAGUGGUCAAAAAGCGUUUGACAUAUAUUAUAAACAAACUGUGGUUUCCCCAAAGGGUAGUAAGAGGAAACCGGUACCAAAUGACUGGACCUGCACAUACUCUUUUGUUUGGCCUGAAAAAGCAAAGUUUGAAAGUACAGCUGUAUCAAAAAGACUGGCUGCAGAAAAAGCAGCUACCCAAGCUCUACAAUGGCUUUACAAGAAUGGUAGAAUUGAUGACAAAGGUACACCAGUACAUGACAAAGAUGUGGUGCAGGAUUUGCGCAGUACUCUAAAUAUACCUUUGCACAUAAGUUUAAGUGACAAUUCUGUGGAUAGAAUUAAUAGAAUAUGGAAUGACUAUGAGACAGAAAUAAAAAACCUGUAUGAGGCAACUUUUAGAGAAGCAAAGCAGAAAUUAAUGAAUGUGAAUUCUGAAUCAAUUUUAACUAAAGAUUCAACAAUUGAUGAUCAGGAUUAUACAGAUGAUAUGGUAGAAAAUGGAUCCAACAAACUCGAGGAUACUCACGAUCAUCAAUCUAAAAUGCAUCCUAUAUUCGGCAAGCAAAUAAUACGAGGAUCGCCAUCACUUAUAAUGCGGCGUGAGCGAAUGCUUCAACAGACUUUUAGCGAGUACGACGAGAAACUCACGCCUCUGCCUAUAGACCAGUACGCCGAACAGAUAACCUCGACACUCGAGAAGUCUCGAGUAGCCGUUAUAGUAGGCGCGGCAGGGUGUGGCAAAUCUACGCGUGUUCCGGCAGCAAUUCUCAGACACUGUGGUGUUCAAACUGCCGCCAUAGUGUCUGAACCGCGAAGAGUAGCUGCUAUAGGUCUAGCCCAAAGGGUAGCUGACGAACUAGGUGAAGAUGUGGGAGAAUCUGUUGGCUACCAAGUACGUCUUCAUGCGAAAUUACCUCGUCCACCCGGCGGUGCGAUAUUGUAUUGCACAUCCGGAGUUUUAUUGCGUAGGCUACAACUCGAUCCUGGUCUAGAAGGUUGCACACACGUCUUCAUUGAUGAGGCGCACGAAAGAGAUGUUAAUACAGAUGUCACUUUACUGUUAUUGAAGCGAGCCCUUGAUAUUAAUCCAGAUUUAAAGAUAAUUGUUAUGAGCGCUACAUUGGAUACUGCUGUUUUUACGAGGUAUUUCGACGAAUGCCCCGUUGUAGAAGUACCGGGAAGAACAUUUCCAGUAGAUAUCACGCAUUUGCAAGAAAUUCAGAAGAAACUAAACGUACGACUGCCUUUAUCUUUAGAGAAUUCUGCUAAAGUAGAUGGGAGACCACAUAUCAUCUGUCAAGAGGUGGUAGAUGUUAUAAAAGCUGUCGAUAAAAGCCAAUCAGAGGGGGCAAUGCUGGUGUUCCUCCCAGGUUGGGCGGAAAUCAAGCAAACAAAACUGUUACUAGACGUUUGUUUUAAAAAUUCCGCUCAACAUAUCGUAUUGCCUGUCCAUUCCAGAUUAUCAACCACAGAGCAAACAAAAAUGUUCUCAAAACCGCCGCCUGGAGUACGCAAGAUAGUACUGGCAACAAACAUAGCUGAGACCUCUAUUACAAUACCAGACGUGGUCUACGUUAUAGACAGCGGGGCCCAUAAAGAAAAUAGAAUACGAGACGGCACUGGUACCGCGAGUUUGGAAACUGUUUGGGUAUCACAAGCAGGUGCCAAGCAGAGAGCUGGCCGCGCGGGAAGAGUGCAACCAGGUCAUUGCUAUAGAAUGUAUACCAAAGAAAAAGAAAAUGAGUUUGCUCCGCACACUACACCAGAGAUAUUAAGAAUUCCUUUAGAACAGACUGUAUUGGAUUGCAAGACGUACGCACCAGAUGAUAAGGUGGACGUUUUCUUGUCAGAAUUACCGGAGCCACCCAGCAAGCAAGCGAUUCGGUUCGCCGUAAACGAUUUGAUAGAUUUAGGAGCUCUAACACCCAGUGAACGUUUAACCCGACUAGGGGUAUUACUCUCAAUGAUGACAUUACACCCGCGUUUGGGACGCUGCGUUUUGAACGCGGCGCUCGUCGGCGGCGUUGUGGCCGCUGCUAACGUGGCCACGCACUGCUCCGAUAACGUCGAACUGUUUAGAAAUGCCGCUGAUAGGAGGGACGAGGUACGUGAAAUAAAACGAAAAUUCAGCGCGACUUCUGACCACGCGGCAUUACACUGGAUACAAGACGAGUUCGAGCAGAGGGUGGCGGAAAAGGGAUGGGAAGGGGUGGACCAAUGGUGCGAGCAAUACAGAUUGAGGAAAGAUAGACUCAGCUAUGUUAAGUCCGUAUCUAACCUCCAUAUGGAACAUCUUCUCAAAACUGGUCUAAUAGAGCAAACUACUGAGGUUGAGGAGCUGAACCGUUUCUCAGAGAUAGACGAACUUACAGCAGCUGUUUUACUGUCUGGUUCUAAUGCUUUACUGGUCACUAAGAAAUACGUUAGGACUAAGGGAAAACUGAUGACUGUCGUCGAUCUGUUUACUAGCAAAGGUGACAGAGCUCACAUUGGAAGCGAGAGCGUAAACUAUGGUUUAACGAAGCGUAAAAACAAUACGCAACUGUUAACCUACUUUGGCGGUUAUCACUCCGUAGAACGGCGAGCUUUGGUUGUCUAUAAGACAUCUCUGAUACCUCCUCAUACUGCUUUACUUUUUUGUAUGGGACAGAUUUCAAAGGACAUUGUGGAUGGGAGCAACGGAGAAGUAACUGAAAUGCAUCUACCGAGACACAAGCUCAAAAUUCAAGUACCUACUAGUCAAGCCGAACAGUUUCUACGAGCCAGGGAAAUGCUAUGGAAUACGUUUCAAUAUUACAUAGAGAGAGACCUCAGUAAGACCCAUUAUGAUGACGUCACAAAAGUGUCAAGGUUCAAGGCCAGACUCAUUAAAGCACUUGGAAGAAUAUUAGUGGAAGCGGUUGAAAAUCAACAAAAUACUAGUAGUAGGUAAUAUUUAAAUAAAACAAAGUAUUCAUACAA
Molecule: messenger RNA, 3455 nt
Organism: Pararge aegeria (speckled wood butterfly)
Lineage: Eukaryota; Metazoa; Arthropoda; Insecta; Lepidoptera; Nymphalidae
Product: ATP-dependent RNA helicase DHX30-like
Exons: 22
Coding region: 175-3426 (1083 amino acids)
Cellular component (GO): intracellular anatomical structure; nucleus; cytoplasm
Molecular function (GO): DNA helicase activity; G-quadruplex RNA binding; ATP binding
Source: RefSeq, a predicted model, not a curated record